UUUGUAAACAGAGCUAACAGCCUGACUCCCAGGGGUCGACGCAGCCUCUUUUAAAGUUUUCAGUCGGCAAUUUUUGAUGGACUUGGAUUAUUUUUGUCAUCUUCUCUCUUUUUAAUUCAUCGGGAGCGCAUAUUGUAAAGCGGUGACCACUUUUUAAACACUUUGUCAAAGUUUUGUACAUGGCUUCAGCUAGCUACGUUAGCUAACAUGCUAACCCAGUGGGGAGACAGUACGUUAACGUUAGCGGUGAGGCUGCCUGGGGGACCGGCUGCUUCGUGUGAGAGCAACCAGGCAUGCUAGUGCACCUCCUCGGGAGAUCUUUGCUUCGAUCGGGACUACAGCGGCUCGGGGUCCAGCGGAGGUGGUUUUGUGCUGCGCAGAGGGAGCGGUGUCCGGACACACCGCAGCAGGCAGACAUGAUCCGGGGCCGGGCUCAGAUCAAACGGGUCCUCUGUGUGGCCGAGAAGAACGAUGCGGCUAAAGGCAUCUCAGAGAUCAUGUCCAGCGGCAGGUCCAGGAGGAGGGAGGGGAUGUCGAAGUUUAAUAAAAUCUAUGAGUAUGAAUAUCAUCUCUUUGGUCAGAAUGUGACGGUAACAAUGACGUCAGUAUCAGGUCAUUUACUGGGUCUGGAGUUUAAAGCACCGUUCCAGAAAUGGCACAGUUGUAACCCAGUGCUGUUAUUUGAUGCUGAGGUAGAGAAGUACUGUCCAGACAACAUGAUACAAAUUAAGAGGACACUAGAGAAAGAGGCGAGACAGUGCCAGGCCUUAAUCAUCUGGACUGAUUGUGACAGAGAGGGAGAAAACAUCGGCUUUGAAAUCAUAGAUGUCUGCAAAGCAGUGAAGCCCAAUUUACAAGUCUUUCGGGCAAAGUUUUCUGAGAUCACCCCCAACUCCAUUCGGAGAGCUUGUGAGACUCUGACGGAGCCGGAUGCUAACAUCAGCGAUGCUGUGGAUGUCCGUCAGGAGCUGGACCUGCGGAUAGGUGCGUCAUUCACUCGAUUCCAGACGCUUCGCCUGCAGAAGAUCUUUCCAGAGUCUCUGGCCAAUCAGCUGAUCUCGUACGGCAGCUGUCAGUUUCCCACUCUGGGCUUCGUGGUGGAGCGCUUCAAAGCCAUCCAGGCAUUCAUACCUGAGACUUUCUACAAGAUCAAAGUGCUGCACGAAGUGGAGGAGGACACUGUAGAGUUCAGUUGGAAAAGAAACCGUCUCUUCAACCACACAGCUUGCUUGGUGCUCUACCAGAUCUGCAUGGAGGAUCCCAUAGCAACCGUCACCUCAGUAACCAGCAAACCCAAGAGCAAGUGGAGACCGCUGCCUUUGGACACUGUGGAACUGGAGAAACUUGCAUCUCGUAAGCUCAGAAUAAACGCCAAAGAGACCAUGAAAAUUGCAGAAAAACUCUAUACCCAAGGGUAUAUCAGCUACCCCCGCACAGAGACAAACAUUUUCCCUGCAAACCUGGCUCUCAGCCCCCUGGUGGAGCAGCAGACACACAGCCCAGUGUGGGGGACGUUCGCUCAGAGGGUGCUCGACCAGCCUGGGGGUCCAAAUCCAAGACAGGGCAAGAAAUCUGACCAAGCCCAUCCCCCGAUACACCCCACCAAGUUCUCCAAUGCGCUCCAGGGCAAUGAAGGACGUGUGUAUGAGUUCAUUGUGCGGCACUUCCUGGCGUGUGUAUCCCAGGAUGCCGUAGGGCAGGAGACUGUGGUGGACAUAGACAUCGCCAAGGAGAACUUCUCCACCUCGGGACUCAUGAUCAUUGCAAGGAACUACUUGGAUGUUUACCCGUAUGACAGGUGGAGCACUAAGGUGAUUCCAGUGUAUGAGCAAGGCUCCCAGUUCCAGCCCUCUGCUAUUGAGAUGGUGGAUGGACAGACGAGUCCUCCGCAGCUGCUCACUGAAGCCGACCUCAUAUCACUGAUGGAGAAGCACGGCAUCGGCACAGAUGCAACUCACGCAGACCACAUUGAGACCAUCAAGAGUCGCAUGUACGUGGGCCUGACAGCUGACCAGAGGUUUCUGCCGGGAGAGCUCGGCAUGGGACUGGUGGAAGGCUACAACUCCAUGGGCUACGAGAUGUCCAAACCAAACCUGCGUGCUGAAUUGGAGGCUGACCUCAAGCUGGUGUCAGAGGGCAGGAAGGACAAACGGAGCGUGCUGCAGAACCAAAUCCAGAAAUACAAAACCGUCUUCAUUGAGUCCGUCAGGAAGGCAAAAAAGUUGGAUGAAGCCCUGUCGCCAUAUCUGGGUGCAGCUCAUGAGAUCACUGAAGCAGAGCAGCAGGACAUGGAGAUCCCGCUGCCUGUCAGGAAGUGCCCUCACUGUGGGCGGGACAUGGUGCUGAAGAAGAAGAGGGAGGGAAACAGUAAGUACCUGUCCUGCACGGGCUACCCAGCCUGUAAGACAGCAGUGUGGUUCCCCGACAUGGUGCUGGAGGUCAACAGAGAUGACAGCAUCUGUCCCACCUGUCAGCCGCGCCCUGUUCACAUGUUGAAGUUCAAGUUCCGCAGGGGCAGCAUCCCUCCCAUGAUGCCUUUAGAGUUUGUUGGCUGCAUCGGUGGAUGUGAUGAGACACUCAGAGAGGUGCUGGACCUGAAGUACCUCCGAGCAGGAGGAGGUGGGGGAGGCGGAGGAGGUGGGAUGGGUGGAGGCGGAGGAGGAGGAGGAGGAGGAGGAGGAGGAAGAGGAGGAGGAGGAGGGGAUCCUCAUCCACCAGCUCCAAGGCCCCCCAGACCAGAGCCACCCAGAGCCCCACGUUCAAAUCCUCGCCCUUCUCUUCCUCCUGUCCCCUCCUGGACUCCACAGCCUCGCCCUCCAGCAGGUGGUGGUGGAUCCAGUGUAGACACCAACAGUGAUGUCAUUGUGUGUAAUUGUGGUCAGGAUGCGCUCCUCCUCACUGUGCGCAAAGAUGGCCCCAACCAAGGUCGCCAGUUCUACAAGUGCAACGCUGGGAACUGCAACUUUUUUCUGUGGGCAGAUCAGCCGAGUCAGCAGGGGGCGCCACAGAGUCGAGGGCCUCCGCUGCCUGCCCCAUCGAGGCCCUCUCUGGGGGUCAGUAACCACCCUGGAGGAGGAAGGGGGCUGCAGGGUGGUGCAGGAGGACAUGCGGGACAGAUAAUGUGUAACUGUAACGAGGCAGUGGUGACGCGCACGGUGCAGAAGGACGGUCCAAACAAGGGCCGGAUGUUCCACGCAUGUGGGAAACCAAGAGAACAGCAGUGUGGCUUCUUCCAAUGGGCUGAUGAGAACGCACCUCCACCAGUGUCAGGUGGGUUUGGUGGUGGAUUUAACGGUGGUGGAGAUGGAGGGAGGAGGGGAAAGAAGAUCCUGCGAGAUGCUAACAGACCUCCAGCUGCUAAGAAAGCUCGUACCUGUGGCAUCUGCCACGUGGCGGGACACACCCGAGUCACCUGUCCCCAGCGGUGACCGCUGCUCUAAGACAAUGUGAAGCUUAUGAAGUCUGACUUCAAAGUGUGAAGUCAGAUUUAAUUUUUCAAACAUGAAGCAACUCGGACUGUAAGUACCUCUUCGCAGGGGGUGGAUCUCUUCUUCUGGUAUUAUCGGAAUAUAACCGAGAACUUGUCCUUCCUGUAAAGUCACAUUUUGAUGACAGUUCCAAGGGGUAAAACCAACUUCGAUCACAAGACCAAAGUCAUGUAAAUGACUAAGGAAGCCAGAUGUUAUAUUUCCCAGACACAGCUGUGCUGCACAAUGAUACCUCUGUUAUAAAAAGGGGGCGUGUCCAAGACAAUUUGUGACUAAGAUCAAUAGAAAUGAGGUCUCUUCUGAUCUGCAGUGUGCUUCUUCAAGAUGAAUGCCUGUUUUCUGGCCCCUGGGAGGAAAAGUAGGAGUCAUUUUGGGGUCAGUGUAUUUACCAAAAUGUGAAACUUUUCCAUUAAAAGGGACAGUUCACCCCAAAUUCAAAAAUACGCAUUUUUCCUCUUAACAUGUAGUUCUAUUUAUCAGUCUAGAUUGUCUCUUUCCAGAAAUCAUGACCUGGUCACUCAAGAUAAUCCACAGACCUUGUUGUGAGCAGUAUCAUGUGGGAACUAUUUCCUUUCUCCUAAACUUCACCCACCAACCUCACUGCACAUAAAGCGUGUAUCUUCUCAUGGAGGAGAGGCUCGUGCUUGUGACAGCGUGAGAUGUAAACAUUGAUGGCAUCCUUCUUGGCUGAGCUGUCACGUUAGCUAGCUCAGUGGUGCUAGGUGAGCUAGCAGUGUAUGCCCGCUUCCUUCUGCAUGGUGAUACAGUUAGUGGGUGUAAUCGUUAGAAAGAGAGUAGGUCCUUCAUGAAACUGCUCACAACACGGUCUGUGGAUGAUCUUGAGUAAAGCCCCGAUCACACAAAAGGUGUUUUAGCAGCUGGAGUCGAAUUUUGUUGUUGUUUUUAAUGAGAAUAAAGUUUUUUGCUUGUGGUUUUUGCGUUGUGGAGGACCUGGCGUUUCUGCGCUCUAGGCACUUGGUGUUGUUGGUGGAGCACUCUGAACUCCUUGAGUUGAAAAAAUUUCACCACAGAGUGGAUAAGCACCCCGCGUCAUCUCUUUUUCCCCAUUGUCCAAUCGGAUUAUUUCAUAGUCGGGCCUUCUGUGGUGGUCACGACAAAAAGUUUACAGUUCUGUAUUUUUGAUUUUGGGGUGAACUGUCCCUUUAAAGCAGCAUUCAUUAACAGAUGUGUGCUCUGCGCUUUUACUUUCUGAACUCUUGCUGCCAGAUGACAAGAGGAGUACAUGGAGAAGGUUAACCAGUUUUAAAACAUGUAGGUGUUUGUAACCACAGUAACCUGAAGGUGCUUGACAGUUAAUGGAAAAUUCACUUAUCUGGUCCCGGAACAAAUUGACGCCCUGUUUAUUUAUCUGUAUUCACAAUACUGACUGCUUGCCUCAGAUCAGCCCUGCUGUCUUUAAUGACUCAAUGUGUAUUUUAAAUAAAAAGCUAUUUGCACAGUUUCUUAA
Molecule: messenger RNA, 4956 nt
Organism: Epinephelus lanceolatus (giant grouper)
Lineage: Eukaryota; Metazoa; Chordata; Actinopteri; Perciformes; Serranidae
Gene: top3a
Product: DNA topoisomerase III alpha
Biological process (GO): DNA repair; DNA recombination; DNA topological change
Cellular component (GO): RecQ family helicase-topoisomerase III complex; nucleus; chromosome
Molecular function (GO): DNA topoisomerase type I (single strand cut, ATP-independent) activity; zinc ion binding; DNA binding
Source: RefSeq, a predicted model, not a curated record